Molecule: messenger RNA, 411 nt
Organism: Aureobasidium melanogenum CBS 110374
Lineage: Eukaryota; Fungi; Ascomycota; Dothideomycetes; Dothideales; Saccotheciaceae
Exons: 1
Coding region: 1-411 (136 amino acids)
Source: RefSeq, a predicted model, not a curated record
AUGCAUCUCAGUCUGUUCACAACCACUUUCCUCUCGGUCCUCUCCCUCUCCAACGCCUCCUGCCUCUCGAAACGUCAAGACCUUACCGGCACCUCCAUCUCAGCGAUCGGCAACGCCCGCAUCUCAGCCUUCGAUUCCGCCUCCUUCGCCUUCGUCGCAGCAACCCUUCUCCCAAACAGCAUUAUCUGUCCUGGAGUCAUCGGCGCAGCUGCCACACCUUCAGAAGCUCCAGGCGAUGAUGUCAGAUUGAGGACCGAUCCUAGCGCUGUCAGUCUCUUGGAGCAGAGACAGAGCAUCAGACCGCAUGAGAGUAGGAUUGGCAACAGGAGGACUAAGAGGCAUUCGACUCAGACUACUCCGCCAGUCGAGCCUGCAGUGGCCAGUGCUACGGAUGUUGCGAAGGCUUCUUAG